AUGGCCGCUACCCAUUUGAGCUGUUUUGGAGAUCUUUGGAACUGUGCUUGCACAAUACCCACUUGGUCCAAAUUCACAAAGGAAGAGACAUCCACCCUGGCCACAGUCUUGCUGGAGAGUGUGGAGAGUACCACGUUGGCAGCAUUUCUGAAUCCAUCAGCAAAUGCCAGUCAGACUAUUCAGACUGAAUUUUUAGAUAUUGAAAGCAAAGUUAUCAAAGAAGAAUGCAUUGAAGAGAAUAUGUCCUUUAAUUUGAAAGCCAAAGGGGACAUGAUGACAAUUGGAUGUUCCACAGUAGAGGAGUCUGGAUCCUCAGAGACUACCGGGGUGGCUUUUGUCUCCCUUGAGGGCAUGGAGUCUGUUUUAGAUGAGAGCUUCUUCCAAGACCCCCAGGCCCCCUUGACCAAAUGCAAAAGGCAGCUGAAGAUGAAUUCUCGCAUUGUCAGAGGCAUCCUGACUGGGGUGAAGAAAGACAACUUCUCAGAUCCAGUUAUCUACACUCUGGAGAAUAUCCAGCCAAAGCAGAAGUUUGAGAGCCCCAUCUGUGUUUCCUGGUACACCGAUGUGGAGGAAGGAGGGAGGACAUCCUCAGGCUGCGUGAUCCUCAAAGCUUCCAAGACCCACACUGUCUGCAGCUGUAAGCAUUUGGCAAACGUGGUCAUCAUCAUGGCUUCUUCGGAGCUCACGAUGGAGUACACCUUGUACCUAAUUAGCCACGUGGGCUUAAUCAUCUCCCUGGUGUGCCUGGCGUUGGCCAUCAUCACGUUCCUGCUGUGUCGUCACCUUCGCAACUGCAACACUGACCUCCACCUGCACCUGUGUGUGUGCCUCUUCCUGGGCAAGAUUCUCUUCAUCAUUGGAGUAGACAAGACCAACGACCAGUUGGGCUGUGCCAUUAUCGCAGGCUUUCUUCAUUAUCUGUUCCUUGCCUGCUUCUUCUGGAUGCUGGCGGAAGCUGCUGUGCUCUUACUAAUGGCCAGGGGCCUGAAAGUGGUGAAUUACUUCAACUCUCACAUCAAAAUGGUGCAGCUGUGUGCUUUUGGCUAUGGACUCCCAGUGAUGGUGGUGGUUGUCUCUGCCAGUAUACAUCCACAGGGCUUUGGGAUGCAUAAUCAUUGCUGGCUUGAUAUGGAGACUGUAUUCAUCUGGAGUUUCCUGGGGCCUGUUACCACAAUCAUAUUGGUCAACUGUAUCCUCCUCAUUUGGACCUUGUGGAUCCUGAGGAAGAAACUUUCCAGUGUCAAUGCCGAAGUCUCAAUGCUCAAAGACACCAGGUUAUUGAUAUUCAAAGCCUUGGUCCUGCUCUUUAUCUUGGGCUGCCCUUGGGUAUUGGACAUUUUCCAGAUUGGAGCCACGGCCAGCAUCAUGACCCACCUGUCCACCAUCAUCAGCAGCCUUCAGGGUGCCUUCAUCUUCCUCAUUCAUUGCCUGCUCAACCACCAGGUGAGAGAAGAAUACAGGAGGUGGUUCACCAGGAAGACCAAGGCCAGCUCUCAGUCCCAGACCUCAGGGGUCUUGCUGUCAUCCCUGCCCUCCACUUCCAAAAUGGAUAUUGAAGUACCACCAUAAAGGGUCUCCCUGCUUCCAGGUUUGCCUUCUCAAAGCUCCACCUUUGGUCUGUUCUUGCUGAAGACACCAAGAGGGCAACAUAAGCAGCUGAGUUAUGGACUGUCCCUCCUCUGCCCACAGCCCUCCAUGGCUCCCACCUCUCUGGGGUAAAAACCAAAGUCCUCCCUUAGGCCUACCAGACCCUGCAUGAUUGGACCCUUUUUAAUCUCUCUAUCCUUGUCUUUAUGACCCACACCACCUUUUCACCCUGUGCCCCCAACUGUGGCCACUACUCAAUUCUUUAAACACAGCAGGUUUUCUUUCCAUAAAAACCACUGCACUGACAGCUUGCUUUGCACUGAGUGACUUGCCUCACAGUGCACCUGGCCAUCUCCCUCCUAGUCCUCAUCUCCUUCAAGUCUUCGUUCAAAUCACACCUUCUUGAUGGAGUUUUCACCGACCUCCUUCCUCCUAAUUGGCCAAUCCUGGUCCCGACACCCUCCAUUCAUGAUUUUUUAAAAAAUAUAUCAA
Molecule: messenger RNA, 2079 nt
Organism: Choloepus didactylus (southern two-toed sloth)
Lineage: Eukaryota; Metazoa; Chordata; Mammalia; Pilosa; Megalonychidae
Product: adhesion G protein-coupled receptor E1-like
Biological process (GO): cell surface receptor signaling pathway; adenylate cyclase-activating G protein-coupled receptor signaling pathway
Cellular component (GO): membrane
Molecular function (GO): G protein-coupled receptor activity
Source: RefSeq, a predicted model, not a curated record